Messenger RNA from Closterium sp. NIES-67, 1525 nucleotides. The record is from the annotation of a GenBank genome assembly. Lineage: Eukaryota; Viridiplantae; Streptophyta; Zygnematophyceae; Desmidiales; Closteriaceae.
GCAGCUCAAGUCGAAGCUAGAAGUGUUUAGGUGACUACCAGCGAACACGUCGAUUUCACGGCAUCGUUCCAGUACCAGCCACUCAUCACGUGAAGCACUCAGGGGAGGGCGUUACCCGUUUUGGGCUAGGCGAACCGAGCCAAACAGGGUUUGCGACAGGCCUGCAGAAGGGGACUUCCCUCCUUGGCGUCACGAUGAGCCAUGGGCGAUUGCGUAACACGCAGCCUUUACACCACUUUAGUUCAGGUGACGUGAGAUAGCCGUUACAGCCUUCCGUUCCGUCCAUCGCCGCGAAUCACGUGGCGGCCAGACAUCACUUGUCGAGCUCCCUCGGGCAGUAGCGUGAGCUCGCGUCCGUCUCUCUGCGUCGCCGCGGCCCGCGGUGGAGCGCCAUGGGGGCUCUCUUCUCGCGCCCGGUCGGCGAUGGCCAACUCCACCCCGUGUACCCGGCGCUGCGGGCGGUGGUGGCGGGGGAGCGUGGGCGGGGGGCGGUGCAGGAGUACGCGUUCGAGGACGCGCUGCACGCCACGGAGGGCUUCAAGGCGCUGGCGGGCCGGGGGGGCUUCGGGUUCGUCUACAAGGGCUUCAUGUGGGCGCACACCGCGCCUGGGGCGGGCGAGGGCGGAGUGGGGGCUGGCGCGCGUGUGCUGAUCCCCGUGGCGGUGAAGGUGCUGAACGGCGACCCCAUGACGGGCGUGGGGGGCCUCGCCACCUUCGCGCAUGAGAGCGCGCUGCUGGAGGAGGAGGGGCGGCACGCGAGUCUGCUGCGCGUGCAUGGGUAUGUGGCGCAGCGGCCGCCCAUGAUCAUCUACGACUUCAUCGAGGGCGGCACCGUGGAGCAGCUCAUGGCAAGAGUGGAGAGGGGCGAGGUGCUGUUCCCAUGGAGGGCGCGUGUGCAGAUGGCGCUGACGUGCGCGGACGUGCUGGCGGAGCUGCACCGGCACCACCUCGUGCACCGCAACUUCAAGGCCUCCAACGUGCUGCUCACUCCGGACCUGACCCCCGUGGUGGCGGACUACGGGUUGGCGCGCGUGGUGGCGGACUGGAAGAUGCACGUGCAGAUGAGGGGCGCCGGCUCCAUGUCCUACAUCGACCCUGCCUACUUCGACUCAGGCACGCUGACGCGCCUGUCGGACACGUACGCGUUUGGCAUCUUCCUCCUGGAGCUGGUGUCGGGGGCGUCGGCGCAGGGCCCGCGCUUCAAGGCGGUGCGCAAGGCCGUGGCCACGGCGCGCGAGCCCGACCCCUCACAGGUGCUGGACCCGGUGCUGGCGGGGCAGUGGCACCCGUCCCAGACGGGCGUGGUGCUGGCCACCAUCCGCUCCGCCAUCCUCUUUGAGCGCGACAACCGCCCAGACAUGGCCAUCGUUAGAGACCAACUACGCCGGGUGCUGGAGAUGAUGCCAUAGAUGGGGAGAAGGCGGGAUGUGUUCCAGAUUAUGGCUUGGUAGGUUUUUUAGGGAUCAACUAGAUUGUAGUGGCUUGCACUAUAUGUUUUACUUAGAUGUAUUCAAACUGCGUAUAU